Molecule: messenger RNA, 6235 nt
Organism: Fomitopsis serialis
Lineage: Eukaryota; Fungi; Basidiomycota; Agaricomycetes; Polyporales; Fomitopsidaceae
Product: ribosome 60S biogenesis N-terminal-domain-containing protein
Exons: 21
Coding region: 343-6129 (1928 amino acids)
Biological process (GO): maturation of 5.8S rRNA from tricistronic rRNA transcript (SSU-rRNA, 5.8S rRNA, LSU-rRNA); maturation of LSU-rRNA from tricistronic rRNA transcript (SSU-rRNA, 5.8S rRNA, LSU-rRNA)
Cellular component (GO): nucleolus
Source: RefSeq, a predicted model, not a curated record
CAUGUAGUCUGCUACAUGGACCCCCAUCCUCCUUCUCCUCCUCCUCCCCAGGCAGACGUAGAGAAUUCCUUCAACCUUCGUGCCUCAGGAUAUCCGUGUCUGAAGUCCGAGCAAAGAAUCUUUCUCAAGCUUCCGAAUGUCUGGCCGCCAGAAUCUGCGCAAGGACCCAUCUAGCAGAGCGAAUUACAAGUUUGCGAGUGCCACAGACCUCAAACGCGCUUUAGGUUCCAAUGACGAACAUGCAUUAGUGGAAGGCCUCACCGCUCUGCGGAAUCAGUUGACCAUCAAGCAUGACGAGCCGCCUCUCAGCGUGGGCGAUGAGCGCCUCCUACUAGCUAAGGCAUGGUUGGAGAGCUCGACUGGUGCGGAAGAGUUGUUUACUAUAUGGGAGGCCGCAACGUCGCGACAAACAUCGGUCUUGACACCUCUCGUCGGCGCUUGUCUGCCCUGCUCACACUACUAUCCCCACAUUAUUUGUAUCAUACACUCGCACAAUCAAUCAUCAGCAAUCUCUUCCUUCCGCAAUGGGCACAUCGUCUGAACACUUACCUCGGCGGCACCCACAACGAGCUCACAUUGGUAACGCUCAAACUGUUCUAUGCACUGUCAUGUUUCGCAAAUGGGCGCGAGCGCAAAUCACUUUUCGAUGUCUUCGCCUGGGAGUCCAAGUCGCUGCCCAAAAUGUUGCACAUGCGACGAAAAGGUCGCACCGACGAGGGUUUCGACAUUCUCUCAAGGCCAGACAUUCGCACGUUCUUUGUGCUCUUCCUCCUCUCCUUUGUGGACGCGGAGACGCAGGCUUCCGUCAAAUCUGCUUUCCUGGAACAGCGUCGCGACAUAUUCUCCUCAAUAUUUCGCGGGCUGUGGCAGGAUCCGUACUCUGUUAUCCGGCGCGUGCUGGAAAUCUGCUGGAUGGGCAUAUGGUCCGAUCCAAAAGUGAAACGGACACUCAAAGUGCAUGUCUUCAACGAGACGGUGCUGACCCAGUUAGCGAGAAUAUACGAUCGUAACUCCUCUGAGGAUGGCGUCACAGACCACGUCCCUGCCGAUGUCGCGCACCAUUUCCUGCUCGCCAUUUGCACGCGUCCAGGGGUUGGGAUUUGCUUCAAGGACAGAGGCUGGUACCCUCGCGAUGUCAACGCUGAAGACAGUGUAGGUCUCGCCGCCGUCGACGACGCGGAGGACUUUGGCUCGAAGAAGCCUAGCAAAAUCAACAAUAAAAUCCUGGCCAACGUUCUAAAGACCCUGAAGGUCAACGAAGACCCACGCCAACAGGAGCUUGCACUCAAGGUCAUCGCUGCCUGCCCCGAACUCGUUGCUGGGUACGUCCGACCCGCGCUCCCAACCCCGCCUCUCUCCAAAUGGAUCGCCAACAUCGCGUUCUUCGGCCUCGUCAUCUCCCUCCCCCACCUCCACCCCGCAAUACAACCCUGUCCCCCCGCCGCUCUCCGCCAUCACCGAGAACAUCCUGCCGCAGUCAACAUCAAGGCCCACCUCUCGCGCGGGCUCCAGGCACCCUCCCCCCUCGUGCGCCAUUGCACGGCGCUCGCGCUCGCGAAGUGCAUGCUCAAGUACGACGCCGUCUUGUGCGCGUUCCACGAGGUCGAGCGGGCACUCGAGGAGGACGCGGACGGGCAGUGGGCGCGCCGGCGGGGCGAGGUGGAAAGGGAGAUCCGAAAGCGCGUGCCUGACUUCCAGGUCGUCCUUGGCUUCGCGCAGAAGUCGACCGAGGCCGCGAGCACACUUGCAAGCAGUGGGGUGGAUGCGGAGGGCGACAUGGACAUGGAGCAGAAGACGCCUGCGGCAAACCCCGUGCGGAGCGCCCUCCUCGCGGAGAGCGCACAGAGGCUGCUGUGGCUCUACCACCGGUGCAUGCCUGCGCUGGUGGCGGAGGCGCGGUUUGAUGUUGGCAAGCUCCUCCUGAGCUUGCAAAAUGUAGUCGAUCGUCCGAUCGCCAGCACGCCCACAUCAGCACGGACGGACGGUCUUGACGUCCUUCGCCAGCUCCACGUGCUCAGACUACUCAGCGAGAGCGAUCAGUUCAACUGGUCCGGCAAGGCUGGCGGGUCGCACAGUAAUCUCUACGUCCUCCUCAAGAUGUACGCCACCACUGGAAGUCCGGCCAUCCGCACUGCCACUGCGACCAUCCUCCGCCAGUCCCUCUCUACGAGCCUGCUGUUCCAGCACGACUCAGACGAGCUCGUGCUCUGGCUGAGAUCUCUACCCAUCACAGUCCGCCCGACCAGCGCACAAGCUCCGGACGGGGCGCCGCUGUCAGACGAGAGGGACGCGGUGAUCGCGUUCUUGGACGACUGCGCCCAGCAUUGCGCGAAGACGCCGUAUCGCUACCUGGAGGAGCUGCAGUCACUCUGUUUUGACGCUAACGACGAAGACAUCAACAUGGAUGGGGCUAACGGUGUCGUCGGGAGCGUGGACAACGAGAGCCUUCCCAGCCCGCUCCUCAUUACUGUCGCGGAACAUUUCACUGCCAAGCUGAGGGGAAACCACAUAUCCCCGUCAGACGCUCUGGCAAUCGCGACGUUCAUGCGGAAGCUGGUCUAUAGGCUGAUGAGCAAGACGUGCCAGCUGGGCUGCUUGACCAGAUGUAGAGCACUUCGAAUGGCAAGUCUCGCCAAACGACUUGGGGCUGUCGAGCUUGCAGUCGAAAACUGCAAACGACCCAGCAAUAGAGAAACGUUAACCCAAGCGGAAGCAUCGCCCAUUCCGGAACGCGAUAUUGAACGAAGGAUGGCGGCGUUCGAACUGAUCGACUGGUCCCGCUUUGUACAGCGUUCACUACUCGCGACCCAAGUGACCAGAUUAAUCACAGCAGUGGAGAGGCUAUACGAACCUGCCCUGCCUGCGCUACUCGAAGGUCUCAGGCCGGACCUGCACUGUCUCUGGACAUGCAUCGAUGUUCCUGUCCGCUUCUCCGACUUGCAAGAAGAGUUGUCGUUCGAAGUGCUAUUCGCACAUUGCGGGGCCGUAUACAUGCAAGACUCGGCCGUUCGCGAGACCCUGACUGCAUCUUUGGUCUCGAAGACUUCAACGCUGCUGGAUAUCACAAGAGGCGUGGUCCUGAUCAACCACCGGCUCCGUACGCACCUUCGCAAGAAGGAAGAGAGAUAUGCCAGGGAUGUCCUAUUACUGUUGACGCAUCUCGCGCAAAAUUCCACGCAACUGGUAGAGCGCCUGUUUGAGACGGACUCCGUGAAACAGCUGUGCGAGAAACCGUUGUCAGUCAUGCUGCGUGAAGGGCUGUCGUCUCUCCUGGAGUGCUCAUUUCCCUCAGCCAGUGCCGCGGGCCGCCAUCACAUCGCCUCUGGUUUCGGUCGUUUCUGGUCACUCAGAGCAAGCGUGGAGAACUUGAGCGAUGACGAGAUCGAAACGACAAGAUUGUGGAUUCCGUAUGCAGACCCGAGCGAUCUUGUCGCUCUGCUUGAUCACUUCGCCGAUAAAGGUUCACUAGCAGCCCAACGAGCCGACAUCGUUGAAGAGGCGCUUCGGGCAAUCGCCAGCGGUCUGUCUGCCGUCCAGCCCAAGGCAUCGACAGUUGCCUCCCUACACUUGAUUCUACCGCACUCAACACAGCUGGAACGGAUUCUUGGGUCCUUACUUCACGAUCAGUUACCGCUCUGCUACGAUGGUAUCGCUCCUGGCAUGGGUGAUGCGGACCUUCGCGCGGUAAUCGCCGAGUCGACCAGGCGCUGGUCGAGGUGCACCGUCCAACCUCAGUCGUUCGUAUCCAUCGACGAGGUCCUCAAGUCUCAGCAAUGGUCCGACGCCACGGCAAACAUCGUCGUCAGCCUCGUGUAUCGGCAGCCCUCCGCCCGUGGCGCCGUAUUGAAGUGGCUGCAGGACGAUGUGUCUACUGUGUGCACAACAUACCACCUUGCCCGCGUGUUGUUCGCCUUGGUUGACCGCGGGUUCCUUGCGGCAUCCGCGGGGGAGGACGUAGCCCAUCUCGUCCAGCAUCACCGUAAAGUGAACACAGAACACACCGGACGACUGUGCACCAUGUACAUCAAAACAGCGUGCGCGCUGAUCGAGCAGGUGGGGCCAAUACGUGGGCAGUUGUUAGCCGUUCUCCAACGGGAAUGCGAGAAGCAGAGCUCGAACUCUGUAUCGUUCCACUUGACACGAGUCUUAGCGAUUUUGUCUCCACGCAUGAAGACGGACGUGGCAGACAUCGCGGAAGAGCUGAUGGCAAAGGCACUUCCUUGGGCUGUGCAGCUGCUCUCUAGUGGAGAAGCCCUCACUUCCGCAGAGACCGAGGUAUUAGCUGACUUGGGCAUCAUUGCAAAGGCCGUGUCGCCUAGAAGCCACUUGGUCGAGCCAGUUCUCACAGCGGUGGCACAGCAACGUCUCGGCGACGUCUCCGUAAUACAUUUCGCGGGGAUUCUCGUCCAGGCUACGUCUUUGAAGCCCUUCACAGUCAACAAGUUCCUGCAGAGCAUCGUUCAACACCCUCAACUAUAUGCAUUCUGUGGUCAAGACGCUCGCAUUCGGGAUGCAAUCGCAGAUGUACUAUUUGUUCUGUUCCGCCUCCAUCCCUCCAACGCCUGCCAACCAACGCAUAUUGAGCCCUUGCUACGGCUGUACACCGGAUCUCUCUCCGCGCCUGACACGAAGAUACUAUACAUAUUCCGCCUCUUCGAAUCUACUCGCAAGACGUCUUGCUCGACGCUUCUGAGCCGUUGGUCCUCUCCGCAAUCUGGGUUGUCGUCCACUGCGUUGGAUGCUCUUCUGAGCUUGGACCCGAAUAGAGUACUGAAGACGUGUCUCGACUUCCCGCAGUACCGUCGGAUGCUAGCAAACAUGGAUGAUGGUCAAGCAGCGGUUGACGCGAUUUACGAUCCAGUCUUCAUCUUGUUGCUAUUGUCGCAAACAUUAUCGUCAAGUCCUCCAACCUCAGCGCUGAACUGGGUUCAAUUGUUCAGGACAAAUGUGGUCAGCCUCCUGAUUCGUGCUGUGUCUGCUAAGGACGAGCAGCUGCGCGACGUUGCUCUGGCACAGUUGGCAGCGUUGCACAAGACCCUUCAGGAUGCCGACAUGCAAGAGCAGCCCCACGUGCUAUAUAUACUGAACAUGCUGAAGGACGCUCUCGCCGAAGCUCCCAAGGAGACCGUCCCGCGCUUACCAGCAUUCACUUCAUUAAUCCUUGCACAUGCGCUCCGGGCCAUGUUCUAUCCGUCAAACUUUAUCUAUCCUCUAACUGCACGCUUCCUACUCCAGCGGGAUAAGCUAGACACGAGCGACGUGCCCAUGUUAUUUGGCAUGCUCUACAGCUCGUCCGAUCAAUGGAAGAAGGAGCGAGGCUGGAUCGUCAGGUUCCUGAGCGACGCGAUGGUCGGCUCCGACGAAUGGAGGAUUCUGCAAAGACGACACACAUGGGACCUCCUGGCGAGUCUGUACCAGAGCGAGGAACGAGACCGCGCGUUGAGGCGCGGGAUCCUGGAGGUGCUGGCCAACAUCACUUGCAAUGCACGGGCGACAACUUCGCUCAUUCUCAAGUCAGCGUUGCUGCCUUGGAUUGAGAUGCAAGUCAAGACCAUGGGACACGACGAAGGACUGGCUUGGGCGAAGACAUUGGCGAAUGUUGUAGCAAGCGUGGAUUCUGCGAAGAUAGAAGCCGCGACAAGUGGCGAAUGGCGUCUCGUGUUGGGCAGAUGUAUCCACACUAUCUUGACUAGCUCUGCCUGCACAUCGCUGAUCUUCCCAUACCUGACGGACGUGCUCCUCCGGGUUGCCCUCCUCCCCGGAUCGCCCACGCUAGCGCUCAAUCGCAUAGUCGGGCCUUGCCUUUCUUGGCUAACGAAGAUGGAGGAGGGCUUGAACGUUAAUUCGGCCCCACCGUUGUCUGUUUACAGUCAAGAUCAGCCUAGCAGACAUCUGCCUCCGCAUAGCUCGCACGGAUUGUUCGAUCAUGGCCCUCACGAUGCGGUCCAGGAGUGGGGCGAAUGCGUUGAACGGCUAUGGAGGACAUGCAUGGUACAGGAUGUGAAGUGUGUGGAGUGGGAUGCCUUGACCCAUCGACUAUUGGUGUGGAAUGCUGUCAAGGUCGGUGAGCAGACGGUGGUAGGAGAGUGGGCAAGGCAGGAGGUGGUCCAAAAUUUGGCUUCUGUGUAAUCUCGACUCCUGGGAACGGGUUUUAUCUAGCUGGUAUGCAUGAUGUUGAAUCAGUUAUGCGCAUGCAGUAUGUACAAUUUGAAACCACUGCGAAUUAGCAACCAGG